CCUUCUCCCUCGAGCCCGUGCGCCGCGCGCCCCGCAGGCCGCUGCCCCUCCCGCCCCGCCCCGUCGCCGAGCGCGCUGCCAGGUUGCGCAAGGGGGUGGGGGGCGUUGGCCACCGUGUGUGUAGGAGCGGCCUGCGGCCCCAAUGAGGGGCUAGUGGUGCUGUGCUUGGCUCGAUUGCCCGGCCGUGCCCUUGAGCUGCAAUGGACUCGGCUCUGGAGGGUUCGGUGGCAGGUGUGACUGCGACGGUGGCCUUCGGCAGCACAGAGCCGGAAAUGCUCCAAGGACCAUCAGAAGAUGUAUUUCCAAAAAUAGAAAGUCCAGUUGAAGAGAUGGAUACCUCUGAUACCCAGUGGGGCUGGUUUUAUUUGGCUGAGUGUGGUAAAUGGCAUAUGUUUCAGACUGAUUCAAACAGUCAUUGCUCUAUUAGCAGUGAAGAUAUUGAAAGGAGUUUCCGAACAAACCCACAUGGUUCUCUGUCUUUUACGACUGCAAAGUUUAACUACCUGCUAGACUUUUCAGUGAUGAAACAAAUCAACCUGACUACCCUUAAGCAACGUCCAAUAAAGCGAGCUCCCUUUUCUAUCAAUUCAUUCAGUUUCAUCUGUGAAAAUGAGGCUAUCCCUAUGCCUUCGCACUGGGAGAAUGUAAAUACUGAGGAGCCAUACCAGCUUAUUCCAUUGCAAAAGAAAACAAAUGAAUAUAAUGAAGUUUCUAGUCUCUUUGGAAAAACAAUGGAUAGCCACCGAAUUAAAAGAAUUAAGAGAAUACAAAAUCUAGACUUGUGGGAGUUUUUUUGCAGGAAAAAAGCUCAACUGAAGAAGAAAAGGGGUGUCCCAACGAUUAAUGAGCAGAUGCUAUUUCAUGGCACCAGUAAUGAAUUUGUUGAAGCAAUAUGUAUUCAUAACUUUGACUGGAGAAUAAAUGGGAUGCAUGCUGCUGUGUAUGGAAAAGGGACCUACUUCGCCAGAGAUGCAUCAUAUUCCAGCCAUUUCUGCAAAGAGAGCAUGAAGCACGGAGAUACUUUCCAGAUUCAUGGCGUGAAUCUGCAGCCUCAUCUGCAUAGACCAGAUAAAGUCAUGUUUCUUGCUCGUGUAUUAACUGGUGACUAUAUUGGUGGGGAUUCAAAAUACAUAAGACCUCCUUCAAAAGAUGGAAGUUUUGUGAACUUGUAUGACAGCUGUGUGGAUAAUACCUGGAACCCAAAGAUCUUUGUCAUCUUCGAUGCCAACCAAAUCUACCCUGAGUACUUAAUAGAAUUUUGUUAAGUUUGAACUGAGUAUUGUUUGUGUAUUUUUGAUACUUUUGUUUCUUUCAUAAAGACAACAACAUGAAAACAUGAAGCAUUAAAGGAGAGAUGUGAAAGAAAAGGUGGGAUACAUUUAUGGAGGAGGCAAGCUAUUAAGUACAUAAGAGAGAUUGGUGAACUUUUUUAAAAAAUAUGUAAACUUUAUUCGUGCAUUUUUCAAAUGUAGAGACUGUUAGAAAUUUGAGAUUGCUUAGUGAUCCUUAAAUACAUUGGUUGUUGGGAAGUUUUCAAAGGCAAGAUUUUACAUUCUGAUUUUUUAAAAAUAUGUUAAAAUUAUUAAUGUGGUAGAAAUAUGCCUCUAAUAUAGUAUGCAUAUGAUGAAACUAAUCUUUUAUAAAGAUUGUCUAUAAAACAUAAAGUAACAACAGCAAAACCCCAGGGGACUUGGCUACAUAUGUGUGUUUGUCUGUGUUCUGUAUACACGUUGCUUUGUGUUUGGAGGUCUCUUAGUUUGUAUUCUAAACGUAUU
Molecule: messenger RNA, 1775 nt
Organism: Chiroxiphia lanceolata (lance-tailed manakin)
Lineage: Eukaryota; Metazoa; Chordata; Aves; Passeriformes; Pipridae
Gene: PARP11
Product: poly(ADP-ribose) polymerase family member 11
Exons: 8
Coding region: 201-1265 (354 amino acids)
Molecular function (GO): NAD+ poly-ADP-ribosyltransferase activity
Source: RefSeq, a predicted model, not a curated record